Tetrahymena thermophila SB210 is the source of this 2200-nucleotide messenger RNA. RefSeq lists its product as hypothetical. The transcript has a single exon. The record is from RefSeq and is a predicted model, not a curated record. Lineage: Eukaryota; Ciliophora; Oligohymenophorea; Hymenostomatida; Tetrahymenidae.
UAUAUCUAACUAAGCAUAUUCAAUCAAUAAAAUAAAAUGGAUUAAUUAGCUCCCAAUAGUAUUCCUAUUCAAUAAAAUUGUAUCUUUCAUCCUCAAAAUAAACUUGCCUUUAUCUAAGUUAAUUAAAUUUCAUCCCUUCCUAGCUCUAACAUAUUCUAAUGUAUUGAUUGCUUCGAAAAAGAUUUACAAUUUAGAGGUGACAAUUACAUACUCAUCUAAAAAAUUUUUGAAAAUUCAGAUUCUGAUUUUCAUUCUCAAUGGCCACCUCUCAAUGAUUAACAGAUUGUUCAGAAUAUUCAUUUGAAGGCUAUGAAUCUCAAUUCAACAUAAAGCAUCCUUAAUUAAAUCAAUUCUUACUUCACUUAGCUAAAAGAUGAAAUCAUUAAAAAAAUAGAUGUCGCUUAGAAAAAAGCAAUCAAUCAAGCUCUUGAAAUGCCUUUUGGUAAAGAGUAAAUUUUGAAAAGGUAUCAAGAAAUAUCUUAAAUUCAAAACUUAAAAUAACUGCUCAUAUAAGACUAGAAUAAGUCUUUUGAGCUCUACCAAAAGUCGUGUAAAGAAUUUAUUUAGUAAGUAGAAUUAAAUAAAAGUAAAAAUACUCAGCUGCUUUAAGAGUUGCUCAAUCAAUGCGACUAAAUUCAACAAUAAAUCGAUUUUGAUAGAUUAAACAAAAGCAAAGUAUUUUUAUUAUAUUUUUUAGAUUAGCUUAACCUUUUUGAAGAUUAAACUUAAAGCCAAGUUAGCUCUGAUAAUCACUUAAAUAAUAAUUUAUUAGCAUAACAAGAUAAUAGUAAAAUAGAUUAAUUAAUGAAUUUAAUUUCUAACAAAACCAAUUAUUGCAGUGAAUAGUUUUUGAAUCAAGUUAGACAAUAGAUGUAAAAGCUAAAUCUCUUUAUUGAAUAAAUUUCAUUUGAUAAAAUAUAUAAAGAAGGUAAAAAAUCUAUACAAUUUUCAGAAUUAAAUGAUGAAAAAAUAAACAGUGUUAAUGAAUAUGUUGAGCAUUUGAUCAAAUUAUAAGAUGAUCCUUAACACCUCUAAUCAGUUAAGAAUUCAUUUUAAAUAUCGAAUCUAUUCAAUGUCCUUGAUAAUAAAUUCAAUUUUAUCUCAGAUAAUUAUCGAGAUAACUUAAUGAGAUACUUAAUUGAAACAUAUCCAUUUUCAAAAAAUAUAAACACAGACCAAAUGUUCACUGAAGAAUAAAGCUUUAAUAUUGUGAGGAGUCUAGAAACAAAUUAUAUUAAAGGGCUUAUUAAAAUAGUAAAAAAGAAAUAGAAUCUAAGUGAAAAUCAAUAAAAUUUUGAUGAUAGUAAAAUAUGCAGAGUUCAAUAAAAAAUACUAAAAUUAUUUAGUUUUGAAAAAUUUGAAUUUGAAAAUAUUUUAAAACAAUUUCCUAUAUUUAAUUUAUUAUUAUUAAAAGGGAAAAGUAUCUUGAAUGAACUAUAAUUUUAGAAAAGCACUAUUUAUGAUGGAAACUAACGAAUAGAAAUAGUUAAAAAUAUGAAUAGCUAAUUUGAAAUUUCUAUAAAUGAAACAAACUACUAAGGGAAUUAUAAAGGCAGUGAAACGAAUUGCAUUUCUUAGAUAUUGGAUAGAGAUAAAAAAUACAUAUUUAGGAUUAAAUUACAAAAGGAUUCUUAUGGUUAUUUUAUGAUAGGAUUGAUGAAAAAUGAACAAUUCAAUAGCUUUUAGGGAUAUAAUGAUUAAAUGAGUUACUAUUUUGGAUUAGAAAAUAAUAAGAUAAAUCACUUAGGAUAUUAUGGAAUAGAUAAAUUUGUAAAAGGAGAUCCGACAUUAUUGCUAGAUGAAAAUAGUGCUUUAGAGUUGAGAGUUUGGUUAGAAGGAUAGUAAGUUGAAGUAUUAAAUUACCCAUAUUACUCCUAUAAAGUUGAAAUCUAAGAUGAAUAUAAAUAAAAUCUAUCUUAAAAAGAUCUAUGUUUAUAUUUGUAUUUACGUGGUCAAUAACAAAAAUAUAUCCUAAAAGAAGCAUUAGUAGUUGAGUAAUUUUGAAAAUUAAAAUAAGGAUGAAAUUAAAAAUGAAAUAAUUAAAUAAAUCAAUGAAUGAAUGAUUUAAAAAUAAUAGUUGAAUUUGUAUUUUAAUUUAAGCAUAGAAAUUUAAAUUAUAAUCAUUAAUAAUAAAAACAAUAGAGUAAAUAAAAAUAAAUUGCAUUAUAUGUAUUUUAUAUUUUAUUAGUUCAAUAAAAGA